Molecule: messenger RNA, 2649 nt
Organism: Oncorhynchus mykiss (rainbow trout)
Lineage: Eukaryota; Metazoa; Chordata; Actinopteri; Salmoniformes; Salmonidae
Source: RefSeq, a predicted model, not a curated record
UGUGCAUUUGCUACAUUUUGCCAAUCCGGACUCGCGCGUCUAAGUGCUGAGGGUUGAUGUGAGGAGGUUUUUUGCAAUUGCAAAGACUUGGCUCUACUUUUUCGAUGAUAGCACAUAUAUUUGUUCAAGACUGCUAUCUGAAAACAGUACCUGGGAACAUCUGCUGAAGGAAACGAUCUACUAGCAACAGUAUCAAAGUGCUCUAUUUUGGGCAGAUAAGAUUGCAUCCCUGUCACAUGAAGACCCCCAGGAUAUCUACUGGCUAGCACAGUGCCUUUACCUCACCUCUCAGUACCAUAGAGCCUCCCAUGCCCUCCGCUCACGUAAACUAGAUAAGGUUACUGCCUGUUACGCGAAUGCAGUAAGCCAAGUUGUAUGGCGCUUGUCAAUAUCUUGCUGCUAGGUGCCACUAUGCUGCCAAAGAGUUCCAGCAGGCCUUAGACAUCCUGGACAUGGAGGAGCCAACCAGCAAGAAGCUGCUGGACCGGAGUGUCAAAGAGGAGAACAGGAUACAAGAGUCAGACUGGGAGAUGACCCCUGCCUCUAUCAACAGUUCCAUCUGCCUGUUGCGGGGGAAGAUCUAUGAUGCCAUGGACAACCGGCCUCUGGCCACGUCCAGCUACAAAGAGGCCUUGAAACUGGAUGUGUACUGCUUUGAAGCCUUCGACCUUCUAACGUCCCACCACAUGCUGACUGCUCAGGAAGAAAAGGACUUCCUGGACUUGCUUCCUUUGAGCCAACAGUGCACAGAGGAAGAAGACAAAUUACUUCACUUCCUGUUUGAGAAUAAAUUGAAGAAGUAUAACAAACCCAGUGAUAUGGUGGUCCCAGAGAUGGUCAACGGUCUCCAGGACAAUUUGGACGUGGUGGUCUCCCUUGCUGAGAGGCAUUAUUACAACUGUGACUUCAAAAUGUGCUACAAACUCACUUCCAUGGUGAUGGUGAAAGACCCAUUCCAUGCCAACUGUCUACCUGUUCAUAUAGGAACACUGGUGGAACUCAGCAAAGCAAAUGAACUGUUUUACCUUUCGCACAGGCUUGUGGACUUGUAUCCCAACAACCCAGUCUCUUGGUUUGCUGUGGGAUGCUACUAUCUAAUGGUUGGUCACAAAAAUGAACACGCGCGUAGAUAUCUCAGCAAGGCGACCACUCUGGAGCGGACGUACGGUCCGGCAUGGAUCGCCUACGGUCACUCGUUUGCAGUGGAGAGUGAACACGACCAGGCCAUGGCUGCCUACUUCACUGCUGCUCAACUGAUGAAGGGAUGUCAUCUCCCCAUGUUGUACAUAGGGCUGGAGUACGGUCUUACAAAUAACUCUAAACUGGCCGAGCGCUUCUUCAGCCAGGCCCUGAGCAUAGCACCAGAAGACCCCUUUGUCAUGCAUGAGGUGGCCGUUGUGGCCUUUCAGAAUGGAGACUGGAAAACAGCCGAGAAGUUGUUCCUGGACGCAAUGGACAAGAUCAAAGCCAUUGGGAAUGAGGUAACAGUGGACAAGUGGGAGCCACUCCUGAACAACCUGGGUCACGUAUGUCGAAAACUGAAGAAGUAUGUCCAGGCGUUGGAGUACCACCGCCAGGCCUUGGUUCUCAUCCCCCAGCACGCGUCAACCUACUCCGCUAUCGGAUAUGUGCACAGCCUCAUGGGAGACUUCGAGAGCGCCAUCGACUACUUCCACACAGCACUCGGUCUUAAGCGAGAUGACACGUUUUCUGUGACGAUGCUCGGCCACUGCAUUGAGAUGUACAUUGGCGAUACGGAUGCCUACAUAGGUAAAACUUCCUACAUAGGAACGGACAUAAAAGACAAAGUCCGUGGGACGCUGAGCACCCCGGGGUUGAUGAAGAUGCUGAACACGUCGACGGAACCCAGUAACGCUCGAACCACGGUUCUUCUGGAGGAGAGCGGCAUCAUGGCCCUGGAGACGCCGCAGUCCAAUCAGGACAAGGCCUCGUUGGACACGCCCCUGCGGAGCUCGCUGCCCCUGGAAUGCAACAUGUACGAGAGUGACAUGAUGCUCGAGACCUCGAUGUCCGACACCAGCGCGUGAUGUCACUGAUGAUAUCAUAGUAGUGGCAGGUUGCCUGAUCCCAGCCUCGGGACCCAUUACCAACCAGACAGUUGGCAUUUAUCUAUAGGUUUCUCGUCGUGUUCCCCUCUUGGGGAUUUGAAAUGAUGGGAUUGGAAUAGACUAAGCGAUGGGGAAGAGGUUAAGGCAGAGCUUUUUAGCAUGAAUUUGACCUUCAGUCCAAUUGGUUUUGUUGGAAAAAUAUGUCACGCUCAGUACCGUAUUGUAAAAUAUAUAUUUUUUGGGCUGAAUGAAUAUUGCUCACACUAUUUCAAUCCGUUCAUAUUCCCAAGGGAGGUUGAAAGGGACCUGGGGAUGUGAGGUGUGGGCUUGGUUUGGAUUUGUGCCUCAGGCGAGUAGUCUGAAGACAGUGGGGAAAGCAAAGACAUGGUACUCUGAUGCUUAACAGAAUGGAAUGAAUGCAGCAGUAACUGACUGUGCCCCCUACUCCUGCCCACUAGCAGGAACGUGUGUUGCUACCUGUGGAUUUUUACUUUGAAUAAAGAAAAAAAAAAUGCUGAAUGCAAGAGCGUUUUGAUGAAAAUACUGGUAAUACUUACAAUAAACCAUGUUUAUCUUUUUA